This is a messenger RNA of Pungitius pungitius (ninespine stickleback), 1310 nucleotides long. It is a transcript of the gene cidec, whose product is annotated as cell death inducing DFFA like effector c. Bases 290 to 1045 code for a protein of 251 amino acids. NCBI's taxonomy places the organism in Eukaryota, Metazoa, Chordata, Actinopteri, Perciformes, Gasterosteidae. The record is from RefSeq and is a predicted model, not a curated record. Gene Ontology annotation, biological process: regulation of apoptotic process; apoptotic process. The transcript is spliced from 7 exons.
CGCACGAGAGUCCGAGAAGCAAAAUGGCGCGAACAGCAGGUUAAUCAGUCGUCCAGGUGUGUUAUUAAUCAGCGGCGAGGCAGUGCGGGUCCACGUGGCUGCGCUUCACAUCGGGGAACACUCGAGGUUAAAGUUGCAACAGUCACCAGCACAAAGUUCAGUGACCAAGUUGUGCAAAAAUAAAGGCAGUGAGACGAGAGCGCAUCAGAGCGGUUUAGAGGAUUUGGGAGCCGCACUUCAAGAUCGCUGCAAGGAUUAUAUAUUCAAACAAGGUCAGGACAAUAGCGCCAUGUCAAGGUGCUCUCGGAUGGAUUACGCUAUGAAGUCCCUCAGCCUUCUGACUCCGUCUUCCCUCUCCAAGUGUGUGUCAGCCAGCGUCUCGGCGAGCGCCUCCAUGACCCAGCAGCUGCUGGCGGGUCGAGCUCUUCGGCUGAAGCCUUUCAGGGUCACAAAUGCGGACCGCAGCGUGAAGAAGGGCAUCAUGGCGGACGUGCUGAAGGACCUGAUGAACAAGGCGAGGAGGGUCAGUGACUCGUUCAGUGUGCCGUGUGUCGGCGCCCUGGUGCUGGACGAAGACGGGACGGGUGUGGACACAGAGGAGUUCUUCCAGACUCUGCCGGACAACACUGUCCUCAUGGUCCUGGAGAACGGCCACAGGUGGACCCCGCAUCAGAAUCGCCUCUCCAGAGAUCACCUCAGCGAGCGUAGAUCACAGCACCGGAUAGAUGUGGCCAAGCUGACGUUGGACCUCUACAAAACCAAUCCCAAGGACUUCAUUGGCUGCCUGAACAUGAAAGCAACCUUGUAUGGUGCUUAUUCUGUGUCCUAUGACCUGCGCUGUUAUGCUGCCAAAAAUAUGCUCAAGGAAGCUCUACGAUGGACCAUCUUCUCUAUGCAGGCCACGGGCCACAUCCUGCUGGGAUCGUCCUGCUACAUCGAGCAGCUGCUGGAGGAUGAGGACCAAGUAGAGAAGAGCCUGGCGCUGCCCCAGGAAGGCAGGAUCAGGCAGCUGCAGAGCAUGCUGCUGGGAAAGAUAACCUACUGAAUGCGGAUUAGAGCCGACGAGGGAGGAACUUUAGUCCACUCUCGGUUUUAGGGGCACAUUGAAGAGGAUCACAGACGAAACCGCUGAUCUCUACAUGUUUGUGUUUCCUGUGCAGUUUGCAGACAUUUCCGCAGCCUGCCUGUCGCUUUCUUGUUCUGUUACAUUUUUUUUUUUGCCUGUGUAAAAGUUAAUACCACAAGUUAUUCUCCAAAGAGUACUUUUACUCACUACUGUUUUUUUUUUUUUUCCUAUGGAGAUGAAUCAA